AUGGCCGACGACAACGACAACUUCUUCUCCGAUGACGACCUGAACGACAUCCCCGCCAACACCCUCGACCAGCUCGAGCACCACGCCUUCACCUCCACCCAGAAGCCCGCCUCGACCCCUACGCCGUCUGUACAGCCGUUUCGGAGACCCGUCCCGAAGAACAAGUACCUGCCAUGGCGACCUCCGCAGCCGUCUCGUCUCGUCCAGCAGCAGCAACGACCGAGUGCCCCGCCCCCAAGCGCUCCCGAGCCACCCUCCUUCGACUAUGGAUACGGCGAUGAGGAUGUCAUUGACCUGGACGAGCCGUCUAUGGUCAUCCAGUCUGCAGCCAGAGCAACAUCAGUGAGGCCGAAUCAGCGACCUCAAAGCAAAGGAACCAAAGCUGCACUAGAUCCAGAGACUGAGGCUGCAUUUGCUGCUGCAGAUGCUGAGCUGGGCAGCCAGACAUUUGGGAGAUGGCCACGACCUGCACCAGCCGUACAGGCUCAAGAUGACGGGUCCAUCGAUGUAUCUGCCCUGCAAGCCAGGAUUGCAGAGUUGGAAGCAGAGCAGGCCAGGUCGCGACAGUCGGAGCAAGAGGCAUUGAACGAGGCUCGGGCAAAGCAGGGCGAGAUCUCGAUUGUACGCAGCAAUCAGGACAAGCUCACGAAGCAAUAUGAGGCGAGGUUGUCGGUCAUGCAGAAGCUGCAUGCGGAUGAGACGGCCAAGCAGCGGGCGGAGAUUGAGGCCAGUAGGAAGGAGCGUGAGAAGAUGCAGACGGACAAUCGCUUUCUCCAGCACGACUUGGCCCAGGAAGCCGAGCGGGUGAAGAGAGUGACUGGUCCCAAGAAACCUACGCAGAGGGAAACGCCCAAGAAGAGUAAGAGAACAGCGCUGGGCGAUGGGUUCGACGAGCAUGAGCUGCAGGCAAGUCCUAGCAAGACGAGGGACAAGUCCAGAGAUCACACUCCAAAGGUUGGGGCGAAGAGGAAACGGACUGCCAAUGACAGUCCAGUCGCUGCGUUGUCGUUCACGCAACCACCUCAACCUGUGCUGCGGCAGGAGAGCACUGAGCAAACCACAGUCUCUUUCGAUCAGCCGGUGGCAGAAACCCUCUCAGUAUCAAGAAACGACAAGUACGAGUUCAUGCAGUUGAUUCUGCAUCAUUCGCCGCCUGAUGGGCAGUGUCGAACCAUUGAGCUUCUGGCAGGCUUUCACUUCCCAUCGAAGCCGAAUAGGUCGCUUUCGACCAUACUGCUGGACUCGAUCACGUAUCAAACAGAUGUCGUGGAUGGUAUGAUGGCUCUCGUGGUCUCGAGAGCAUUGCUCGACAUCUGGCAUCGUUGUCUCGAGGAGCAGUAUAUGACUCCGUGCUAUUUGAUCGUUGACAUGCUGCAUUUCGUACUACAAGACGAGCUACUCUCGACCAAGGCAUCGCUCAUCGAGCAGGCCAUCCCACUAUGCAGUCGUUCUAUCGAUCUGAUCUCAGUUCCACUGGGUCGAGCGUCUAGGAAUGCUUCGUUUGCAGCUUCGCUCGAUCGGCAGGCGCUCGAAAAGCUAGCUAACGAUCUCGACGUAGAUGGCAUCGUCGACUUGCUGCAUCAAUUCUGCCAAGCGGCAUCGUUGUCGUCCGAACGAAAUGAGACAUUCUGGCGGACCAUCGAGUUUACCUUCGUCAUGCUCACUCUCAACAAAGCACAGCCAAUGCACCAGAUCAUCACGGUCUUACAGAUGCUCAUAACUUCAGCGAGGUCGACCACUUUCAGCGUGAUCGUUGAAGACCCUGUCAAGCAAGUUGAGCAGGAGAAGCAAAUGGUUGAUCGCCUAACGAACCUUCUCUUCGAGAACCCCGACCCACCGAAAGAUGAGCCACCAUACGGCGAGGAAGAGGUACUUGAGAUGCGGGUCGAGGUCCUCAAGGUGUUGCGCGAGAUGUGUCAGACUGAUCAUGGAACGCUGCUACUCAUGCAACAUCGAAGUGCGAUCGGUAGAUUGGUCCGCUUCCUGGAUGUUCAAGUCAACAAGCUUUACCGCACUCGGCCUUCCAUGGGUCUUCAGAAGAAGGAUGAAGAAGAGCGCAGUGUCCAUGAGUGGGUGUUCAAACCUGUCAACAUGACUACGCGACUCCUUUACCACCUGCUUCGUGGCUUUGAUGAUCCUCCAGCUGCCGUUCAAAAGCUUCAUGCUGUGCACGGGGGAUAUCACAAGUUCUUGGUCAGCCUCACACGGAUCGCCUUCAGCGAGCAGCUGGUAUUUGAGGCUGGUAUCGAGGACGAAGCUGCUGAAGCUGCUCACAACAUUCUGGAUAACAUUCUCGGGCCAGAGGAUGGGGAAGCUGUGAUGAAGGCGAUGGAGACACCGAGAGGAACGAAAGGGUCUACUACGGAGAGGAAUACAACGAGCGCUGAGGAGAAUGGUGGUCAAAGUCAAGGAGAAGGCGAUACGACGAUGACUGAGCCAGGCUGA
Molecule: messenger RNA, 2445 nt
Organism: Zasmidium cellare ATCC 36951
Lineage: Eukaryota; Fungi; Ascomycota; Dothideomycetes; Mycosphaerellales; Mycosphaerellaceae
Exons: 1
Coding region: 1-2445 (814 amino acids)
Source: RefSeq, a predicted model, not a curated record